Molecule: messenger RNA, 336 nt
Organism: Medioppia subpectinata
Lineage: Eukaryota; Metazoa; Arthropoda; Arachnida; Sarcoptiformes; Oppiidae
Source: the annotation of a GenBank genome assembly
AUGGGCGUAAAACUCUACCACUACACUACACUCGCAAACGGGUUGUUAAUCUUACAUGAUGGAAAAUUACGAGCCAAGAAGGCCACGCAAGGGACCGGUGUUUAUUUGACCCAGGUACCGCCUAACUGGCCAACAGAACGUAUACUGUUCAACAAUUACGACGAUGGUAAAACACGUAUGGAGGCCGAGAUGGCAAAGGGCAAGGCUGACAUGGUGUUUGUGUUUGACUCGGAUGUGAUCGGCGCCACACAGAAUGAUACCCGUGACGACCGUAAUGAAUGGAUGACCCAUGGUGAUGUUGAUAUUUAUAAAUGCGACAAUUUUUACGUUAGAUAG